This is a messenger RNA of Owenia fusiformis, 681 nucleotides long. The record is from the annotation of a GenBank genome assembly. NCBI's taxonomy places the organism in Eukaryota, Metazoa, Annelida, Polychaeta, Sabellida, Oweniidae.
AAGAUAUACGAUGGCACAGCACUCGCGGUGAUUGGAGAUGUUGUAUUUGUAUCUAUGAACUACAGAUUGAAUGUUUUUGGAUUUCUCAGUACAAGAGAUAGCAUAGUCCCAGUUACCCAUAAGUGCUAUCAAAUGGAAUCAUUCCAGGAAACAUGGGUUUACUUGACCAGAAGCUGGCGCUCCAUUGGGUGAAGGAGAAUAUAGCACGGUUUGGGGGUGACCCAGAAAGGAUAACAAUAUUUGGAGAAUCUGCAGGUGCAGCUUCUGUUACAAUACAGGCCUUUUCUCCACAAAACAAGGGCCUUUUCCAGCGAGUUAUUGCACAGAGUGGGUCUCUCCUUUCAUCAUGGGCCUUUAACUUGGGUGACAGUGGACCAUCAGUCAAGGAUAUGGGAGAAAACAUACAUGUGGGCUGUACAAAUAGUAGCAUGUCCGACCUAGUUGAGUGUCUACGGGGGGUAGAUGCCAACCAGCUUUUUAGUGCUUCUGAGUCAGUUGUCCAGUAUACAAAUUUUGGCGUCAGAUGGUUGCCUGUGGUAGAUGGGGAGUUCAUCACAGAAGCUCCUGCAAAAUUGGACGAGGCCAAGGGCCAGCAGUAUAUGCUCAUUAAUCUAAAUGGAAGAAACAAAAAUGAGUACUUAUUAUGAAUGAUAUAUAUAUAUGGUAUGCAUAUUUCGGUCU